Molecule: messenger RNA, 387 nt
Organism: Aspergillus caelatus
Lineage: Eukaryota; Fungi; Ascomycota; Eurotiomycetes; Eurotiales; Aspergillaceae
Exons: 1
Coding region: 142-348 (68 amino acids)
Source: RefSeq, a predicted model, not a curated record
GCAUCUCGGUAAUGGUGUCCGAUAAAAGCGACUUGCAUAAUGCCCGGUUCCCCCCCCCACCCACACGCACACACACACACACACGAGAAAUGAGAUGUCCGAAAUGUUACGAAUCUGACCGAGUUCGCUGCUUUGCUUACGAUGAGCUUUGGCGUUUGGAGUUUAAUGGGAUACAGGCAGUUCUUACGAUUCGGAGCCUGGGCGGAUUACUCUAGGGGAGUUGCUUAUUACUGGCUGGCUGUAUUAAUAGAUGUUGGAGGUCGAUGUACCGGCCUUGCAUUGCUCUGGGGCAUCUGGUUGGUCACUCGUUGGCCUCGAGGGGCAUUGCUAUUACGAUCAGAUGUAUAAUACCUUCAGGUGUAGCAAAAAUGGAAAAUGCCUGGCAAA